Triticum aestivum (bread wheat) is the source of this 1485-nucleotide messenger RNA. RefSeq names its product E3 ubiquitin-protein ligase RZFP34. The transcript is spliced from 11 exons. The record is from RefSeq and is a predicted model, not a curated record. Gene Ontology annotation, molecular function: ubiquitin protein ligase activity; zinc ion binding. The coding region runs from base 42 to 1079 and encodes 345 amino acids. Gene Ontology annotation, cellular component: nucleus. Lineage: Eukaryota; Viridiplantae; Streptophyta; Magnoliopsida; Poales; Poaceae. Gene Ontology annotation, biological process: ubiquitin-dependent protein catabolic process; protein ubiquitination.
CAUAUGCUGGAACACAAACAAAACUUCAGCUCCUGAAUGAAAUGAAAAAACAAAGAAGCUGGUCCAGGUCCAGCCCCUCUCUGCCUAUAUAUCCGGCCCGCGUCCCGCGCUUCUCCUCCAACACGCGCUCCCCAUUCUUCUUAUUAAUUCCCGCGUGCGCGGACGUACGGCAGCGAGCCUCUCCCGGACUCCGAUUCCUUCCUUCCUUCCGGCGGAGGUGUCGGCUCUCCUCUCCCCUCCCAGAGAGAGGAAACCCGGAGGAAGCAGAGACGGCCGGACAGAUGGAUUUUGGGGCAGAGCAGCACGGCUGCGAGCAUUACACGAGGAGGUGCAGGAUACGGGCGCCCUGCUGCGGCGAGGUCUUCGGCUGCCGGCAUUGCCACAACCAAGCUAAGAAUUCGCUGGAGGUGGACCUCCUCGACCGGCACGAGAUCCCCCGCCACGAAAUCAGCAAGGUUAUCUGCUCUCUCUGCAACAAAGAACAGGAUGUGCAACAGAACUGCUCCGGUUGCGGGGCAUGCAUGGGAAAAUACUUCUGUGAAAAAUGCAACUUCUUUGACGACGAUAUCUCAAAGAAGCAGUAUCACUGCGAUGGAUGCGGCAUCUGCAGAACUGGCGGCAUAGACAACUUCUUCCACUGCGAAAAAUGCGGGUGUUGCUACAGCAAUGUUUUGAAGGACUCUCAUCAUUGUGUGGAACGAGCAAUGCAUCACAACUGCCCUGUCUGCUUCGAGUACCUAUUUGACUCGACCAUGGACAUCAGCGUACUGCACUGCGGGCACACGAUCCAUUUGGAAUGCCUGAACGAGAUGAGGGUUCAUCACCACUUCUCGUGCCCGGUCUGCUCACGGUCGGCCUGCGACAUGACGGAUGCGUGGCAGAAGCUCGACCAGGAGGUCGCCGCCACGCCGAUGCCAGAGUUCUACCAGAAGAAGAUGGUAUGGAUCCUCUGCAACGACUGCGGGGCGACGUCGAGCGUGCGCUUCCACGUCCUGGCGCAAAAGUGUCCUGGGUGCAGCUCCUACAACACCAGGGAGACGAGGGGCGGCCCAGCUACAGCGGCGUGCUCCAGAGUCUGAGCGCCAGGAGGAGACGACAGUACAACAGACACUACUCACUCAUAGUCACAGCUGUGACACUACCAAGGAUCUGGUCAAGAUGAUGGGGGCAUUAGAGCUAGCUUGUAGGUUGAAGCUGCGAGUGCUUGCUGCAGUAGGAAGCACAGGAGAGUCACGCGUCUCCUCUUGCGAACAAGCCAGGAAUUGCUUGCCGUCGCCGACAGGGAGGCCACCGCGGUUGCUCAUCGCAAUUCGGAGAACAACAAAACUCGAUGCGCUUGCAUAAAUCCGGAGGAAUGAUUUACCGCUUGAUCAUCCCCUCUGAUAUGUAUGAGUUGUUGUGUGGUACAUGACCCUGUCUAGGGAGCUCCUGUAAGGCUAUGAAACAAUUACACACCAGAAAGAAAACUUGUUCUUCUUUCUGUUA